This is a messenger RNA of Coffea eugenioides, 2010 nucleotides long. Its product is annotated as protein OBERON 4-like. The record is from RefSeq and is a predicted model, not a curated record. Gene Ontology annotation, cellular component: nucleus. The transcript is spliced from 3 exons. The coding region runs from base 277 to 1776 and encodes 499 amino acids. Lineage: Eukaryota; Viridiplantae; Streptophyta; Magnoliopsida; Gentianales; Rubiaceae.
UAUGUUUCCCUCCCGUUAUCUCCGGAAAAAAGUCAAAAAAAGUCUGCUCACGAAAACGAUGGUGAUGACAAGUUCCGGCCUUCUAGGCAUCUUCCUUCCUAUUGCACGCGUAGGCGAAAACCAAAAUGGUGUUUCUGUGCAAGAUGAGGAGGAGUAGAGGAGAGGGCCAGGGAUUCUACCUUCUUUGGUUUUUCCCCAUUUUGUACGACCAAUUAAGUUGGGGCUCCGAUAAGGAGGGCAACGGAAGGGAUACUGGUGGCUGGUUCUUGGUCAGUAAUGGAGGAAAUAGCUGAAAAUUCUAUUGGUGAUGGAAAUGCUGCUGCUCUGUCGUCUACGGAGAUGUCAGGUUCAAGAAGCUUUGCAUUUUCAAUUGUGGCUCCUAGGAAAGAGGGAAAGCAGACACAGAAUUUGACUGAAAUGAAGCCUAGUAAGGACGACAAGAUGGGUCUUGAGCUCUCUCUCAGCUUACCAAACGUUUCAUGGCUGCCUAUUGGGAGCACCCCAGAUGGCGAAAAAGAGCAGCAGCCAUCGAGGGUUGACUUUGACUUUCUUGAAUCAGUCAUAGCAAAGCCACUAGUAGUAGCAGCUAAGAUGUUUGAGGAAAUGUCCGAAAGAGAAAUUGCUUGUUUGAAGGAGUCAGCCAGGGAAUUGAUCUGCGAUCCGGGUCAGAUCUAUAUGCUAAGCGUAAUUCGCCAAUUACUCCCAAAAAGGUCUGUUAUCAGUCUGGAGUUGCUGCUACAUAAGUGCCAUCGAACUCAGUUGCGGAUCUUGGUGGCCAUCAAGACUGGUCAAGCUGAAUUACUUGAGUUUGAUUUUCCUGUGUUUUUCUCUGACUUGGCAGAAAUAUAUGUGGAGUUAAGGUGUAGAAAUCUGAAAUGCCAGAUACACUUAGGAGAGAAUAAAUGUAAUUGCAAGUUCUGUGCGGAAAAGAAUGGUUUUUGUAAAGAUUGCAUGUGUAUGCUGUGUUCAAAGUUUGACAUGGAAUCUACUACCUGUAGUUGGGUGGGGUGCGAUAAAUGUCUGCACUGGUAUCAUGUAGAUUGUGGGAUGCAAGAAUCUUGUUUUAGAAAUGUGCUUAGUGCUUCUGGAAAUGGAGCAGAGAUGAACUUGUUCUGCAUUGCUUGUGGUCAUACUUCUGAAAUGUUUGGCUUUGCUUUUAAAAAGUGUGGAAAGGAGUUCACAUCAGAAGCUCUUUCCAGGGAACUAAAUUACUUUCGGAGGAUCUUUUCUACAAGCAAUACUUUUAGAGGGAAAAGAUUGCAUGAGAUAGCAACUCUGAUGCUAUCAUUUUUGGAAGAUAGAGCUAAUGUUCAAGAAGUUGAACAUCAAACUGCAGGUUCCUUUAAUGUGGAGAAGAUUUGGAACCUUUUUGAGUACUGUUGUGAAGUUCUGGGCAGGACUCUGACCAUUGACAAGCUAUUAGAUAUCUUCAAGAACCAUGGUCCAGAGUGGCAGCAAUUGCAAAAGACUCAACUUAAGGAACCUGAGGAGCUGGCUCUGAAGACAUCUGGCAAGGAGAAAGAUGACUUCAACUGGACAGGCUUAUUGUCUACACCAAGUGACCCAGAUAGUGUGCUCUUGGAGAGGGCCAGAAAGCUGCUCCGGGGCAACAAUGGAUCAUCUAGAGUUCAGUGUGAUGGGCUUGCGGGCAUGAUGCAGAUAUUUGACAAUGACAAACAUGGAAAUAACUGGAUAAGCUUGUCAUCAUCCUCUUCUUCCCCAAUUUACCCACCUUGGGGAGCAUAUACAAAGUCCAAGAAAAGGCAUUUACUUUAGUUGCACUUAGUUGGAACUGUCUUUUACCUGAUUGUUGGGAAAUAGCAUAUGAAUGACUUAAUAGUUCAGGGGUUUAGCAAUAUUUGACAUCCUUUGCGAAUUGUAUGAUAUAUCGUGGGUAAAAAGUGGAAAAGGAAACAAAAGGGAGCAUAAAUCUUAAAAGACAGUUUUGUUCUAAUUCACAUACCAGCAUUCAUGGCAACCAUGGGUAAAACAAACUGCUAUGUUGUUUUG